This is a messenger RNA of Nicotiana tabacum (common tobacco), 324 nucleotides long. Its product is annotated as putative mitochondrial protein AtMg00820. The record is from RefSeq and is a predicted model, not a curated record. NCBI's taxonomy places the organism in Eukaryota, Viridiplantae, Streptophyta, Magnoliopsida, Solanales, Solanaceae.
AUGGCUGAUGAGUUUAAUGAUCUUCUAGCUAAUCGUACUUGGUUUCUUGUUCCUCGCCCUCCAAAUAUCAAUGUGAUUGGUUGUAAAUGGGUAUAUCGGGUUAAGCAAAAUUCUUAUGGAUCUCUUGAUCGAUGUAAGGCUCAUUUAAUAGCUGAGGGAUAUACACGGUCUUAUGGUGUGGACUAUAGUGACACAUUCAGUCUGGUGGUUCAUCCUGCUACUGUUAGACAGGUUCUUUCUAUUGCCUUAUCUCGUGGAUGGCAUAUCCGUCAGUUUGACGUUAAAACUGCCUUUUUUAAUGGUUUACUAACUGAGACUGUUUAG